UUUGUCGAAUCUGCUCCCGCAACAAAUUUUGUAAUUUUUGUAUCGGUUUAUCCUGCCUUACUUUUACUGAAAAAGCUGAAACAUUGGACGAGACAAAAUCUGAAUUGAUCAAUAAUUGAUCAAUAAUUGACUAAUUAUUAGUCAAUUAUGGAAUCAUCCCCUCAUGUUAUCCAAGUUAUGGGCAAUUGUAUUUCCCUCUUGGUAAGAAAAUCGAUAUUCUUGGAAAUAUGUAAAUACAUACAUGCAUUUUAUUUUAAAAUUGUAUACAGUUUGCGUGCAUUUACAUAUUUUGCAGGUAACGGAUAUUUUGGUCUAUGGAGUUUUGGUUCCAGUCCUUGGAGCUUUUUGUGGAAGUGCAGCGGCUCGAAUGUUGGAUGCCGAAGGUCCAUUUGAAAUCUACCUCGUCAUCCUCGGAGUUUGUGGAAUGUUCUUUUGUACUUUCACCAUUUUCCGUUGGAUGAACGUAGAACCGAGAUUUUGGAAGCAUCUCUUCGCACAGGACAAGGGAUACUACUCGAUUCUGAUGUUGCGAGAUGCAGUCAACGUUUUCACGUUAUUCUCCAGCAUUCAGCUAUUUUACAAGUCGAUAUUGGGCAUGUCUCAAUUUCAGCAGAAUAUGACAAAGGAUUCGAACCUUGGCGAAGGAAUUGGCUUUGUAUUCUGGAAUGGAUUAGGUGAAUGGAAUUUCCCAGUCCCCAACUCGAUCAAACAACGGUACACUUGGACACUGGAAACGGAUAAAUCGCGAUUCUUUGAUUGGGGGAUUAACGCCUCAAUUGAAGAAGAAAGACUUAAAAUGAACCACAUGGUGAACACAGCUAAACUUGUUCUUGCAAUUGCGUUCCUUACGGCAUCCGUUCUGAAACUGAGCUACUUUUCCGUCCUUCACACCUACCUGAGAGCUAUGACGAUUUUCACAACGAUGCAGGACUCCUCACCUCCCAACAGUCGAGGAGGAGCGAGUAUGGCAAGCGUGGUAUCGGAGUAUGUCUCCGAUUCAGCGUUUCAUAUGAACCCCAUGAAGACCAAGUCACCUCCUUCCAAGACCGAAGUCAUUAAGCCACAGAAAGCUGCAUGAAUUUUGAAAUAAAUUUUUGACGCAGUUC
Folsomia candida is the source of this 1106-nucleotide messenger RNA. RefSeq lists its product as uncharacterized. Bases 242 to 1078 code for a protein of 278 amino acids. The record is from RefSeq and is a predicted model, not a curated record. Lineage: Eukaryota; Metazoa; Arthropoda; Collembola; Entomobryomorpha; Isotomidae. The transcript has 4 exons.